Messenger RNA from Aplysia californica (California sea hare), 589 nucleotides. Its product is annotated as fibrinogen-like protein A. Lineage: Eukaryota; Metazoa; Mollusca; Gastropoda; Aplysiida; Aplysiidae. The record is from RefSeq and is a predicted model, not a curated record.
UCUUCAUCGCAAAGCAUUCUUUGUGGCCAAAGCAAGAAUGGGCCUCCACCUGAUUAUAUCCGCGAUACUUCUGGCAGCAGCAGUUUUCCUACCCUCAAGUGCAUGGGUGCUCAACACAACAGCGCCCGAAGUCGAAGUUGGAAAAACACAAAAUGUUAAUUUGGAAUGCGUUAAUAACUUUCCAGAGAUGGACAUUUCUGAAAUUCUCUUCAUGAGAAUUCAGAAAAAGCACUCAAACAGAUGGACAACUGUUGCAGAACUUCGCGAUAAUGACACACGAAUCAAACUGAAAUCUGAAAAUAUGUUCGUCGAGGCGACUGAUGACGUUGCAGCUGGUGCAUUUUUGCGGCUUACUUGGCCCGUGGCUACCAACUACACCAUCGGCCAGUACCGCUGUGAUGUCAUUAUCUUGACGUCCCAGGAAACUGUCCAGUACGAUAGAAGCUUGCCCGUUUCCAUCACCUUUAAGAGUGACAUUCAGGUUCUGAGCCAAAUGGUGAUGGAGAACAAAAGGGAGUAUUUUCAACAGCUAAGCUUACAGAAAAAGAACAUAGAAGACUUGAAUGAGGCCGUGCAAAGUAUGCAGCAG